GCAGGAGGAGACCAUCGAAUACAUUUGCCAUCGUGACCUCUAUCACAAGAAGGCUGUCGAACCUAUUAGAAAUCAACCGAUAUCACGACACGCGGAAGCUGUUACAAAAUUAUACGCGAGGGAACUGGCCGCCACUGGUACUGAGCAUUGACAGUGAUGACCUGGGACGUUGAUAAUCAGGACGUGAUGUCGGGCAGACAGUAAUCUCAACUGAUAUCUUUGGCUUUCCUCUGGGACUUCAAGGUCGUAAUAAGGGAUCUCAUGCAUAUGAUACCCACACUUAUUAUAUGCUUGGCAAUCAGUACCUCAAGAUGUAGGACGAAACAAUCAAUUUCAAUACGCACCGAGCUAAAACCCGUGCCCACGCCGAAGCCACAAACCAGCCCACCAAUUCAAUUGUCGCAGCUUCGGACUGAUUUUGACAUUUACACUAUCACGGUACCUUCAGGUCCAGAGUCUGAACGAGAUGACGGGUGCAAUGGAGAGGGAUAAAAGACCCCACGAUGAUCGAAGAUCGUCUUGCUCCUUACUUCUCGAUUAGAGGAAUCCUUACUUAUCCUAUCGCUACCCUUAUCGUGAUGUUCCUGUUAUACGGGUUCUAUAUCGCAAUAUUCGCCCUAUCCCUCCGAGUCCUGUUGCGCCGGAAUAACCCCAUCUCCAGGAUUUACUUAGCCUUGGUCAUAACCCUCUUUGUUCUUGCAACCCUUGCCAAUAUUUGCGAGGCUACGGGGCUUAUUCAACAGGCCGUUCUACUACUUUCAGUCUUGAAAUCGAAAGAUUAUUUCAGGCUCAUAAGAUACCUUCAGCACGAUGCCGGGAAAACGGCUUUGUCCGUCAUUCUCAAUCUAACGAACGUCGUGAUGAAUGUGAUCGCGGAUUUUAUGCUUAUUCACAGGUGUUAUUCAAUCUGGGGAUCGAAUGAACUGAUGCUGUAUUCUUUGGGCCUUAUCGCCUUUGUUAUCAACGGCACUAUUCUUGGAAGCCUCAUCGCAGCAUCGGUUGGAUACAACGAUACAAGUGUGCUAUCGAACGUGUUACUAUUCGAGAAGGCGAAUAAAAUCAAUACCGGAAGUUGGUUAGCAGUUGCCGCUUUCAACCUCUUGUUGACGUUGUUGAUGGCUGGACGGAUCUGGUGGAUUACGCGUGAAAUUAGGGAGGUAAUGGGGAAGCCGAUAGUGAAGAGGUAUCAUAAACUUGUGGCAGUCAUCCUCGAAUCAGGGAUUCUUUACUCAACUGCCCUGUUAACCUCUAUUGCCGUGAACCUGGCACUCGACCCCGAUGAUCAUGGUUACUUACCUAUCGAUCUUUCCGUUAUCACUUAUCAAAUGUCGGGCAUCGCUCCGACACUGAUCAUCGUCCGGAUCGCAUACAGGAAAAUGGUGGAGACUAGUAUCAUCGAAGGAGGACCAAUUUCGACGUUGCAUUUCGCUGCUCGUAGCCUUGAAGUCCAGCAGGGAUCUAAACCAGAAGUUUAA
Marasmius oreades (fairy-ring Marasmius) is the source of this 1475-nucleotide messenger RNA. RefSeq lists its product as uncharacterized. NCBI's taxonomy places the organism in Eukaryota, Fungi, Basidiomycota, Agaricomycetes, Agaricales, Marasmiaceae. The transcript is spliced from 11 exons. Bases 504 to 1475 code for a protein of 323 amino acids. The record is from RefSeq and is a predicted model, not a curated record.